This is a messenger RNA of Tripterygium wilfordii, 1019 nucleotides long. RefSeq lists its product as uncharacterized. NCBI's taxonomy places the organism in Eukaryota, Viridiplantae, Streptophyta, Magnoliopsida, Celastrales, Celastraceae. Bases 250 to 693 code for a protein of 147 amino acids. The transcript has 2 exons. The record is from RefSeq and is a predicted model, not a curated record.
GGACGUGGGUGGCCACGCUCCUAAGCAGAAAGCUAGUAAAGUAAAGGCACUCUAUUAGCCGGUUUAACGCUGUGACCCUUAUUCCAAGAGGUAGAGAUGAGCAGGUUCGAUAUCCUUGAUUCGACGAAUUUACAAGUCUUCUUGUACUUAGUGACAAGUUUGAAUGAGCUGCAUUGUCCGCAACAAUUACCCAGACACCAAUAGAAUGAUUGCAUUGCUCACUAUACUCCUUGGCGACUGGACUGGUGGAUGAUUCUUCAAAAGUUAUUCUCUUCUUCAAGUGCUGCAGCUGAAGUUCUUUCUGCCAAAGAUAAACAAGUUGCUCCCAAGAUUAUCCGAGGACGAACUCAUGUGGCACAGGUAAAACAACAAGGAGUACAUGAAUCUAUCAUCCGCAAUGUGAAAUUUUCGUUCAGGAGCUGGGAAUUUGAUCCUAUGGAUCUACAAAAUCCAUUUCCAAGCAAUGAAGGCUCUGUUCAUGUAUGGCAAGGGGAUGAAGAUGGGGUUGUGUCAGUCGCAUUGCACCUCUACAUUGCUCAACGGCUUCCUUGGAUUCACUAUCAUGAGGUAUCAGGUUCUGGACAUCUUUUACUGUAUGUUGAUGGUGUGUGCGAUGCCCUCAUAAAGGCAAUGCUAACAGGACACAAGUAUGAUAAAAAAAGUAGAAUGAAUUGUUUCUUGUCUCUGUCCUGAAGAUGUUUUUUAGAUAAAUUUCCAGCUCUACUGAUUAGAGUUUGAAUCUCAUGAAAGAUUACUGUUUCUGCUCUAACAUAGCAAGCCAUCAAUCCAUUGAAUAAAUUUACUUCAUAUCUUGGGGAGAAACAUGUUUUUUUAAGCUUUGUGUGUAUGUGUGCAUUAUAUUGUCGUAACAUUCAUGCUGCAAGGUAUGAUGGCAUCUAAUUUUAUGCAAUUGUGUUGUACAUUCGCGGUUAUGACCUCAUUGCGGUAGCAUUGGCUUGACUAGAAAGCAAGUAAUGAGUCUGCUGGUGAAGCACUCAGAACACCAUUGAAGAUUCCUU